UUCGCUCACAUGUCAAUAUGCACGAAAUAAUGGAGUGGAAGAAAAAUAUAUGUUUAUGGUUAAUUUCAACAAUCAUUACGUACUUUCUAAAUUACGUCCAGAUCACAAUAUGAAAGGACAAAAUUAUCAACAUUAAACCAUUUCAUCCCACUAUUCCUAUCAGAUGCAUUAAUAUCACAGAGCGUAGAAGAACAACGACCAUAAAGUAUGGAGAAGCCGAGAAAACUUCCGAAGCAGCAUCCAGCAACCGUCUUCGACUCAAGAAGCAUGUGUGAAGAAAAGCGGGAAUACAAAUUAUUCGGAGUUAAUCUUUUUGUAUCUGUCACUCAUCUCCCAUCAGCACUGUCCACUGACUGACUGGUGCUUGGUGCUGCAGCAUCCUCGUGAGAGAUACCUGAGCCUCCUCGGAGAGUGUCGCGAUCUCGUCAACCACGGCGGACGAGACUUCUCUGAUGGUUGACUCAAUCGUAAUCAAACAGUUUAUCUAAGUAAACAGACGUUAAUGGUUGCUCAAGCGCGCGCUCUCCAACGGCUACCGGAUACGCGUGAUCUUUUUGGAUGCUGGCGUUUGAAAUUACGCGCGCAAGGAAAAACGGUGAUAAAUUAGGGAAAAUUUGGAGUGAUUGAACUAUGGGAUUUAGUGAUAUCAAAAUGAGUGAUUUGAACUUUCUUCCCAAAAAGCACACCAACUUUAGCAUAGAAAAUAUCUUACUGCGAAACAAUGCCACUGCGACCUCCAAGACACUUGAGUUAGAACAAAAAGUGGAUCUUACAGUGAAGACCUGUAUCAAGUACGAACGAGAUGACCUCAAAAAUGCCACCGUGGUGUUAUCGCCAUCGCCGGCCUCGUCUUCGUCGUCAUCCCAAUCAUCCAAUCAACGUCCCCUGAACCGUGUUCUAGCCAAUCCCUGGUGCUCCCGGGGACCGUUAAUGUUUGACCCAAAGAUCAUUGCCGGCGCGAAACCUUCGGCAGCGACUGCAGUAACGGCAGCAUCUACGGUGGCGUCGAUUGCGCCUUCCUCCACGAGCCCUUUGAUACCGCUGAUAAAAACGGAAGUCGAGAGAAAAGUGAUGCUAAGCACGUAUGCUAAUAGCAGUGUAAUUGAACGAAACAGAUUAUCUAUCAAUUAUCCCUAUCCGGUCGGGUUUUUCAAUGCUUAUGCUGCGGCAGCAUCGAUGGCGACCCAUCAUCAUCAUAAUCAGCGGCAGCAUCUGCCCCAACCAAGUGUCGCAGUUCCGACGGUCCUCAGCAGCUUGUACCAAACCGAAAAAAGUGAUGAAAACCAAAACAGUAUUUUUAGUGCAACGGUUAACAGUUCUGGUGGGAAUUUGUGUGCCAGUGGUGCCCACCACAAUAGUGAUAUGCAUUCGUUCUUUGGGAUAGACAACGCCGACAUGAUAGGAUAUGGAUUAGUGUCGAGGCAAACAUCUCCCGUCGGCACAUUUCCAAUAGGCUUUCCGGAGUUCUCGUUCCAAUGCCAAAUCUGUGAUAAAAUAUUCGGGAGUGAGGAUACGCUGAUGACCCACGAAAAAACACAUAAAUCACCUCGCUUCGAAUGUGAGGAAUGCGGCAAAGGUUUCUCCCAGUUGCGAAACUACAAAUACCACAUUUCGGUUCACCGUGGCACGAAAGAAUUUGCCGCCAAAUGUCCCGAGUGUGGUAAGGUGUUCAACGACAAGGGCUACCUAAGCAGCCAUCUGAAGAUCCACCGCAACAAGAAGGAAUACGCCUGUCCGCACUGCCCCAAGUCGUUCAACCAGCGGGUCGCGUUCAAUAUGCACGUUCGGAUUCAUACUGGCGUGAAACCACACAAAUGCAAUGAAUGCGGAAAGCGAUUCUCUAGGAAAAUGCUUUUGAAGCAACAUUUACGUACUCAUUCCGGUGAAAAGCCAUAUCAGUGCUCGGUGUGCGGAAAAAGCUUUGCUGACCGUAGCAAUAUGACUCUUCAUCAUCGACUGCACUCUGGGAUCAAACCAUUUGCUUGUCCAAUCUGUCCAAAGGCGUUCACCAAAAAGCACCACCUGAAGACACAUCUGAACUACCACACCGGCUACAAACCGUACAAAUGUCCGCACCCUAAUUGUGGUCAAACGUUUACACAGUCAAGCAACAUGAGAACCCACGCGAAAAAAUGCCAAUUCAAACCGCCGGACCAAGCAUUAUGAGACUGUCGCUUUAUGCUCCAUUGAAAAUAUGUGAGCAGUUAAAUUGUGACUAUUUUACACUUAUUAUUUAUUUUGCUUUAUAAUGAAAUGCUCAAAAUGUGCUCAACUAAUAAUGUUCUACAAUGAUUUUUUUUCUCGAAAUAAAGCGAGGCAUUAAACGAAGUGUUAUGAAUUUUUAUCAA
Molecule: messenger RNA, 2348 nt
Organism: Aedes aegypti (yellow fever mosquito)
Lineage: Eukaryota; Metazoa; Arthropoda; Insecta; Diptera; Culicidae
Product: zinc finger protein 250
Exons: 4
Coding region: 631-2166 (511 amino acids)
Biological process (GO): regulation of transcription by RNA polymerase II
Cellular component (GO): nucleus
Molecular function (GO): DNA-binding transcription activator activity, RNA polymerase II-specific; RNA polymerase II cis-regulatory region sequence-specific DNA binding
Source: RefSeq, a predicted model, not a curated record